UAUAAAAUAAAAAUAAAAAAAAAAUAAUUUAAAUUGAAUUAAGCUUUUUUUUUAAGUAAAUUAAAAAUAUAAUAAACUAAAUUAUUUAUGUAUAAAUUUGAUAUAUCAUAAAAAUGAAUAUUAGAGAAAGUACAGGAUUUUAUGAUCUAUGUGUGAACAUAUCAAAAAAUGAAAUACAAAAUUUAUAUCCUAUUUUAUUAAAAUUAUAUGAAUAUGGAUUUAAAACAAUUGCAAUAAAUACUGAUAUAGAUGAAAGUGUUCUUGGAACAGAUAAAAGAAAAAAAAAGAAAGGUGGUGAUAGUGAAAUAUCACAGGAUAUUAUUUUCAAAGCAAUCGACAUAGAAAAUAUAAGAAAAAAAUUUGAUGGAAAAUUAAAAAUUUUUAAUCGAAUUACUUUUUUUUGUUCUGAUUUUACUAAAACACAUAUAUUAAAUCAUUGUUCUACAUUAAAAAAAUACGAUUUGUAUGCUUUUGUUCCAAAAACACAAAAUGCUUUACAAUUUGUAUGUACUCAAUUAAAUGUAGAUAUAAUAACAUUAAAAUCAAAUCAUAUAACUUUUAAGCUUAAUAAAAAAUUAUAUGAUCAAGCAAUUGAAAAAGGGAUACAUUUUGAAAUUCAAUUUAUAGAUUUAUUAAAUCUUGAGUCUAGGAAGCAAAUUAUUCAUUAUUCUCAUCUUUUUCAUACUUAUGGGAAAAGUAAGAAUAUAAUAAUAUCAAGUGGCUUAAAUGAUAUUAGCAUGAUUAGAAAUCCUUAUGAUCUCAUAAAUUUAGCAUAUUUAUUGGGUUUGAAUGAAAUUCAAGCAAAAGCUUCAAUAUUAUAUCAAUGUAAAAAGCUUUUAUUACGAGCAGAAAGAAGACGCAGAGGAAAAGCUGUUUUCAUUAUUGAAAAUCAAAUUAAAGGAUUUAAUCUUACUAAAUAAGAUUAAUUUUUAAAGAAUUAAAGUUUUUAUAAUUAUUUUUAUAUUAAAAUAUAUAAAAGAUUAAUUUUUUC
Apis laboriosa (Himalayan honeybee) is the source of this 991-nucleotide messenger RNA. RefSeq names its product protein GAMETOPHYTE DEFECTIVE 1 (gene Rpp30). Gene Ontology annotation, molecular function: RNA binding. The transcript is spliced from 3 exons. Gene Ontology annotation, biological process: tRNA processing. Bases 114 to 920 code for a protein of 268 amino acids. The record is from RefSeq and is a predicted model, not a curated record. NCBI's taxonomy places the organism in Eukaryota, Metazoa, Arthropoda, Insecta, Hymenoptera, Apidae. Gene Ontology annotation, cellular component: nucleolar ribonuclease P complex.